Messenger RNA from Penicillium pulvis, 1476 nucleotides. RefSeq lists its product as uncharacterized. The record is from RefSeq and is a predicted model, not a curated record. Bases 1 to 1476 code for a protein of 491 amino acids. The transcript has 2 exons. Lineage: Eukaryota; Fungi; Ascomycota; Eurotiomycetes; Eurotiales; Aspergillaceae.
AUGCCCAUUCCAACCCGUUCGGCCUCCUUACGAGAGCCCCGUCAGACCUCCCACAUCGCUCGUCUCGCGCCCGGAGCCAAGGCACCCGCCCGUCCCACAGCUACCGAGACCACGAAAGAUACCGUUAUCUCCAAUCGGGCUCGAACGCUUCUGCCUCAGCGCAGUAACCCCCUGCGCGACGAUGGCGCGACCAGCCGACUCCCACCGCCUGAGAGACGGCCUCGAGAGACAUCACCCAAGAGACCGAUAAGCGAAAAGCAAAGUUCUACCCCGACGGCGACACCCCUGAGCGCCACGGCUUCUGCUCGUCGCCAGAGUCUCAUACGCCCUGUUACUUUGAAAACAUCUACUCGCAAUGUCUCAGUCCCAUCAAAGACCACGACGCCUACCUUUACGCCGCCAUCCCCAAGGAAACCGUCGAUGCGCUCGCCGACGCAAUCCUCCACCCCCAGACCCCCUUCUCCAAAGAAGGCAGAGAUGCCACCGCCCCCUCGUCCGGCUCGAUCCUCUUCGCUGAGACAACCAGUGAGAAUCGAUCCAACGGCGACUGCGAGAGGCCAUGCGCGGCACCGCAGUCAGAUUAUCCCCCCAAACACAAAGCCAAUCCAACCAGAUGCGGCUCCGAAACCCCGUUCAGGCUUUUCCACCUAUCAACAGCAAUAUUCGCCGAAGAAGCCGAUGAAGCCUCCCACCCCUACUCCAGGAGAGACACCUGCGUCGAGUGGUCUCAUUCCGACGACCUGGCCAGACAUUGCCGCUUUACAGACGGAGUUGCUUCAGUUAAGCCUCUUCCAUUCAGGCGCCCUGGAAAGACAUGCCGAAUGGAAAGCCGAAUCGGAAUCACAAUUAAGGAUGAAGUAUGAUGCCGUCGCGGGCCAAUACCGGUCUACACAAAAAGACGAGAAGAUGCGCCAAUACAAGCUCAACGUACAAGCGCUGGAAUCCUGGUUACAAAACUGUCGCGACCACAAUGGACAGCAAGGAUUUCCAGAACAAAUUCAGAUCCUGUCUCAGGUUUUGCAGGAAAUAUCGGAUUUGACCGGCACCGCAACCGGACGUUAUGCUCGUGUUGUCGCCACGUUUGAAGACUGGUUUGACCGUGCAGAGGACAUCCGGGGCCGUCGCGAGACCUCUAGAGUUCUCGAUGGGAUCGAUUUCAUCGACCCGUUGGACCGAACUUGGAAGGAAGAAGUACAAGGCUUGCAGGCCAAGCUAGAGCUAUGCGCGCGGCAGCUUCAGACAUUGGAUAUCUUGGGCUUUGGGGAGGUUGAGCGCCUGGAGCAGUCGGCUCUCACCCGAAUCGCUCAGGGUAUCGUGGAAUACAUCCAACUCCUGAUGCAGGAAAUCCGCGCCAUGCGCACGGUUGAAACCGAGAUGAUCCAUUCUGAACAGGAGACCGUGGGUCGGUUUGCGACACAACUGACCUCGAUUCCAACGGGCGAUACAAGGACACGGGUUGGAGUCUGGAAAGCUUAG